This is a messenger RNA of Brassica oleracea var. oleracea, 891 nucleotides long. RefSeq names its product homeobox-leucine zipper protein HDG11-like. NCBI's taxonomy places the organism in Eukaryota, Viridiplantae, Streptophyta, Magnoliopsida, Brassicales, Brassicaceae. The record is from RefSeq and is a predicted model, not a curated record.
UCGUCACACCGCUCAACAGAUUCAACGACUUGAAUCGAGUUUCAAGGAGUGUGCUCAUCCAGAUGAUAAGCAGAGGAACCAACUUAGCAGAGAAUUGGGUUUGGCUCCAAGACAAACCAAGUUUUGUUCCAGAACAGAAGAACAGAAGAACUCAGCUUAAGGCGCAACAUGAGAGAGCAGAUAACAAUGCACUAAAGGCAGAGAACGACAAGAUUCGAUGUGAGAACAAAGCCAUUAGAGAAGCACUCAAGCAUGCUAUAUGCCUUAACUGUGGAGGUCCUCCCGUUAGUGAAGAUCCUUACUUCGAUGAGCAUAAGCUCCGGAUCGAAAAUGCACAUUUUAGAGACGAGCUUAAAAGAAUGUCAACGGUUGCACCAAAUUACAUGGGAAGACCAAUCUCCUCCCACCUCUCAACGCUACACCCAAUGCACAUCUCACCGUUGGAUCUGUCCAUGGCUGGUGCUUCACUGGAUUUUGAUCUUCUUCCAGGGAGUUAUAUGCAUUAUCAGCCUAAUAACUUGGCUACUAUAUCAGACAUGGACAAGCCUCUUAUGAACGACAUUGCUUUGACUGCGAUGGAAGAAUUGCUUAGGCUUUUUUAAUACAAACAAACCUCUCUGGACUACAGCUGAUUGUGGCGGCGGCAGAGGCGUUCUCAACUUGAUGCUCAGGUUUAUAUGUUUGCAGAGUUUGACUAUGAAACCGGUGCUGGUCAAUGCUUCCUCAGUAAGUAAGAUGCUCAAAUAAUAGGCUGUUAGUUCCGAUCAUGAAAAGCAACAAAAUCGUGGACUUUAGAUUCUCAAUGGUGAAUGUAUAAUAGUAUUUAACUUUGGAAGAUUAUACAUAGACUGUCUCAGAUUUUUGAAGAAUGAUACAAUCAGUUUAUGGUUA